This is a messenger RNA of Papaver somniferum (opium poppy), 2601 nucleotides long. RefSeq names its product protein VASCULAR ASSOCIATED DEATH 1, chloroplastic-like. Gene Ontology annotation, biological process: negative regulation of programmed cell death. The transcript is spliced from 17 exons. The coding region runs from base 326 to 2293 and encodes 655 amino acids. The record is from RefSeq and is a predicted model, not a curated record. NCBI's taxonomy places the organism in Eukaryota, Viridiplantae, Streptophyta, Magnoliopsida, Ranunculales, Papaveraceae.
AUAAAAAAAAACCAGUUUUCCCGAAUUCAACUCCUCCGCAUGGAAAGGGAGUUAAAGGGAGUUGAGCUGCAAUUUUCACUUCAUUUACUGCUUCAGUUUCUUCCUUUUAAGUCUCUCUAAAUCUAACCGACAUCAAUCUCAUCUGAACCCUGUUUUGUUUUUUUUAGACAAAAGCAAGAAAACAAGAAACCUUUCUUCAUCAUCAGAUUCAUCUCAGUUGACUCUCCCAAGUCCUUCCCCAUUUUUCUACUCUUAAUUCUUUUCCGUCAACAGAAAAAAAAGAAAAGAAAACCCUAGAUCUCUCUGAAUCGAAGUUCAGUCAGUCAUGGAAACCCUGAUUUCAUCAUCGAUUGUAGUUCAGGAUAACAACAAUAGCAGUAACAGUAACUCUAAUUCAGUUACUUCAACACCAUCUUCAUCACCACUGAUUACAAAAUCUGCUGGUGCUGCUGACGGUGGUGGUGGUAAUCGUUCUGAAGCUGAAGCUUCUUCUGAUGAUGUUGAUAUUCUAUUUUCACCUUCUUCACCUGGGUAUUUGAAGAGUGAAGAGUAUAGACUAUUGUUUCGAUUACCUUCUGAUGAAGUUCUUGUACAAGAUUUCAACUGUGCAUUCCAAGAGAAUAUUCUUCUUCAGGGUCAUAUGUAUCUGUUUGUUCGCCAUAUUUGCUUUUACUCAAACAUAUUUGGUUACGAGACUAAGAAAGCAAUCCCCUUCAAUGAAGUAACAUGUAUUCGGAAAGCAAAGACAGCAGGGAUCUUUCCUAAUGCCAUUGAUAUAAUUGCUGGGGGGAAAAGGUAUUUUUUUGCAUCCUUUCUGUCACGUGAUGAAGCUUAUCGGGCCAUUGUUGAUGGAUGGGCACAACAUUGUGAUGGUAUUGAGGACCGCAUAGAUCGACAGGAUUCAAAGUGUGAGAUCAAACUUCUUCUAGACAGUUUUCCUGCUACUCCUGAAAGAACCCCAGACAACGGACUUUCUACUCCAGACAGGAACACUGAUGCUCUUCUACAAGGACAUGAACUCUCGUUUGGUGGUAGUAACGGAAUUGUUGACGUGAAUAUUGCAGCAGAAAGACCUUCAGAAGUAGAAGAAAUUGUUGAACAUACAGAGCCAGUUGUAGCUGCUGAUCCUUCAUCUUCAUUACAGUCUUUGAGGUGGACUCCUGAGGAUGCUGAUGCUCCUCAAGUACCGGAAUUCUUCACUAAGGUUGCUGAGUCGAAGUUUGAGAUUCAAGUAGAAAAGUUUUUCAAUCACUUCUUCUCGGAUGCGGCUGUUGAUUUUGUUGAGUCCUUUCAUAAAAAGUGCGGUGACAAAGAUUUUAGGUGCUCCUCUUGGUAUGAGCAUGAAACAAUUGGGCAUGCACGUGAUGUGUCAUUUUUGCAUCCAAUUAAGUUAUAUUUAGGUGCAAAAUUUGGGCAGUGUCAAGAAGUCCAGAAGUUCCGAGUUUACAGAAACAGCCAUUUGGUGAUAGAGACAUCACAAGAAGUUGGUGAUGUUCCUUACGCAGAUUAUUUCCGUGUUCAGGGCCUUUGGGAUGUGAAAAAAGUUGGCAAUGAGACAAAUUUGUGCCUCGUGCGAGUUUAUGUUAAUGUGGCAUUUUCUAAGAAAACCAUGUGGAAAGGGAAAAUAGAAUCUAACACCAUUGAUGAGUGCCGUGAUGCCUAUGCUAUAUGGAUGGAAAAUGCACUUGAAUUAGUGAAGCAAAAGGCUCUUUCUAAACUAGAAAGUGGCGUUUCCAGUUCAAGUGUUAAUCCUAGUUUGAAUGCAACUCCAAAUGAUGAGGCUCAGUUAGAAACUGUGGGACCUUCAGAGCUAAAUGAUAACAGUCUCGAAAUUACCACACAUGCGGCAACUAACAGCAAGCACUCGAGGAAUCGCAGUCGUAGACGAGAGAGUCCUGUGCGUAGAGAUGCAAGUGAUGCAUCAUCAACCACAUCUCUACUUAGAGAGAUACUGGAGAGGUUUUGUGUGUUUAUGAAAAAUCAAAACCGCCUUCCACUGAUUUUGGUGAUAGCUUCUAUCUCGAUACUUAUUCUGAUGCAGCUGAGCAUAAUCGUCCUUUUAGCAAGACCUCCCCAAGUCCAUGUGAUAUCUCAAGUGGAUUACAUGAACAGUUUUGGGAACAACGGUGGAGAUAAAGCAGAAGCUGUAGCUUGGUUAGAGAAGCGUAUUCACCACCUCAAAGAUGAAAUGCUUAUGGUCGAGACUCGUCUGGAGAAGAUGCGACACGAGCAUUUACUCUUGAAAACUUAUCUAACAGGCCUUGAACAGUUUAAAAGUCGUAAAACAGAAUAAGCUGUAGACUUCCUUUUUUUUACUUGUGACCUAGAACUGUAUAUAUACAUAUGAGUGUCCAUUUCCUGUAUAACAAAAAGAAAGUUGGUAGAUGGAAUCAGCCAGAGAUUUGUAAUUACAGGACAAGCAUAUCAAUGUCCAUUUCCUGUAAUGAGAACAUUUUUUCUUCAGAUUACAUAAAAAAAUUUAGCGAUCUGAUGGUCCAGUGUCAUGCUUUUAACUAAAGCAGAUACCAGAGGCCUCGCUGCCAUCCUUCCUGUAAAAUUUGAAAAUUGAAAGAGAUGAUACUUGCUGGGCUUGAUUGUACA